This is a messenger RNA of Dermacentor andersoni, 5527 nucleotides long. RefSeq lists its product as uncharacterized. The record is from RefSeq and is a predicted model, not a curated record. NCBI's taxonomy places the organism in Eukaryota, Metazoa, Arthropoda, Arachnida, Ixodida, Ixodidae.
GUAUUCCCACGCGACGCUUUUGACCACUUUGACGGCGCGGGAGGCACUUAGUGUUGCUAAAGAGCGCAUUACAGCGACUACCACAUUUACCGACGUGCUGUUGGCGGUAAUCCGUAGAUAGGAUGGGAUAGAUAAUCCUUGGUUAGGAGACGCGCUACAGACACCGCUGUACGAAAUCUCGACAUAUUGGCCACUCGCUAACUGUGGCACAAGCUAAAUUCUCUUGAUCUCGAAAAUGUCGUCUGCAGGGAAAGCUCCAACGGUCGCGGGCAGCGCUUUGGACGCGAGUUCACCCGAAAAAAAAAAGCAGAAAGAAACGAAAGCGAAAACAAAAGCGAAAGGCGAAGUGAACGACGCUCGCCCCAGAAGCGGGCGGCGCUCUUCGCACCACAGCCUCCCGCUUGGCGUCGACCAAUGGCCGAUCUCCCGGCGCCGUGACGUCAUGGCGUGAUCGAUGCGCAACAUCUGAGCCUAUAUAACGGGGAACCGAUUCCGUUGCCGGGACGGUCAGACUUUCUCUGCCGCCUCAAACUUCGAAACCGACGCGGACGGACGGGCUGCUCAUUCCCAACGACUCGCACAAGAGAGAACGCGCGCGCUUCUGUCGUGUCGCAUCGGCACUUUUUCUUGUUUUCGCGGCGCUUUCGAUGCUGCUAAGUUGGCGACGACAGGAGGCAGCGUACGAUCCUUGAAGGCUCUGUCUUUGUUUCUCGUUUGUUUCCUAUCUUUCGUUCAAACGAAAGCAAGAAUAAGGGAGGGUGCGGAUCAACACCCCUCCGGCUGGUCAUCCCCGUAAAUUUCCCAGGUUCUUCCGUCGAGCAGAGAGGAGGAUAAGAGAUAUUUUUUUUUACUUUCUGUGACGAACCGUUCGCGGUGAUCGCUGUUUGUUCAAUCCCCCUUCCGUACAAGACGUUCUCUUGAGUGACUGGGAGACGUCACAGAGACACCAUGCGCCACCCCUGCGCAUUCGUCGUCGCUUUCAGCGUGGCACUGGCGCUCUUGUUCGCGCCCACUCUGGGAUCGUCGUCGGCGUCUUCACGCCCCUCGGAAAACGAGGGAGGCACGUCGUGGGCGGACGAAGAGCUCGAGUACGCGGCCAGCGGCGGCCUGAUGGAGGCUUCGGGAGGCGACGAAGAUGGCGGUGCGGACCUGGGCGGUGCCGGCCCGCAGCAGCCGGGGCGACUGCUGCCACCGCCGACGGCGGACAAGCGCAACCUGGCGGCCCUGGCUCGCAGCGGACGGCUGCCCCGGUUCCACUACAACAAAAAGCUCGGCCCGGCCGCCUCGCCCCUGCAGCCCGCCACGUCGCGGGUGUUCAUGGCUGGCCGGAGACUGCUGCCCAACGUCGGCGGGGGAGCCGCCAUGCCUCCGAUGCUGCGUCAGCACCAGGGCGGAGGCCAUGGCUGGCGACCCGACGCCUGGACGGCGGCGGGCGACCAGGCGCUUCAGGGCGACGCGCCCGAGAAGAUGGGCGUCGUCGAGGCGCUGGGCCGCCUGUCCGAGGCCGCCAUCUUCCCCUACAUCGGGCCGCAUAGGUGGAUAAAGCCGUGGUUCUCGUUCUUGCCGUCUGUGCGUGUGCGAAGAGACGUCUCCAGCGGCCAAGGGCGGCGGCGGCAGCAGCAACAGCACGAUGAAACGCAGCGCGAAGAGCAGCAGCGGUUCGGAGGAGAGCCGGCGUCAACAUCGGCCGCGCGGCAGCCCGCGUCGCCGGGGCGCGCCAAGCGCAACGUGGCCGCCCUGGCGCGCAACGGCUGGCUGCCUCCGACCGCAGCGGCGGCGCCCUCAGAGGCGCGAGGAACCAGGGCCGAGUUUUUGCGUCGCUUUUCGGGCUCUCAGGCCCACGAGGCCAGCGCGGACGAGGAAGAAGGGUUUGUGCCCGAGGACGAGGCCUCCGAGGCACCCGAGUGCGUCGACGAUGACGACGAGGAUGCGGACGAUUUGCUACUUGUGCCAUCACUGGAGGAAGUCAAACGAAACUUGGGACACAUGGCCAGAAUGGGCAGGCUUCCACCUUUCAACUACCGUCGUCCUUUACUGAACACCGACUUUGCCGAGGCGACGUCUCCGUGGCCCCAGGACAGGCCUAAGCGCCUUGCGAAGCGCUGCAGGCCCCGCGGCGAGAACAAGCGCAACGUUGCCGCCAUGGCGCGCAAGGGGGCGCUGCCGCGCUCAUGAGCGGCCCGACACCAGCGCCCUCUCUGCGCCACCUCUGCCGCCACGUGUUUCUCUAUCUCUACUGUCUUCCCAGCGGUCAUCUAUGCGCUGCCCGAGGGGCGCGGCGAAAUCUCGCAGGAAUACGAUGUGUCUCGUAGACCGUGACUUCCUCCGGGACCCUGUCAAUUCCCUUGUUGCCACCCGCUACUGCUGACCCUGUAGAUGUGCCUGGGAAACCGUAUACGCCCCCUUUGUAGCCUGACGGUUGUUCGUUGUCCUCCCCCGCUUUGAGCGUCAAUGCCCCGUACGCUUUCUGAAAUACAAGAACGCAGAACUCGCGUUCUCAAGAUGAGCUUCCUGCGGUCGUUCUAAAAUCGUAGCAAGAGCUGAUUGGAUACAGUUUUGGAACAUUUCUGUUUUUUACCAGGUUUCUUAUGUUUGUUUCCCUCCUUCUUUCCUUCUUUAGCGUAGUUUCGCAGUGCUGAACAUUUUAGACACUUCUGUAUCUAACAACGAGGCAUAUAAAAGGCAAACCAAUUUGAGAAGCCAUCGACUGCCUGAUUGCAGCCCGAAUUUCUUGGUCAAUUGGCUGUCCUCGCACUGGACCACGUUAUUCAAAGGCGUCGUGUAGUAAUUCAUUUAUUUAUAUCAUAGAUGUUGAUCACAGGCAGUGUCUUGCUUCACUCAUCUUAUUUCGGUUCUUGUAGCUUUGUCAUAUGAAUCAUCGUUCAUGUUGUUUUUUUUUUUUGUUUUUUUUUGUGAGCAAACAUAGAACAUGGGCAUGCAAUCAUCCCUAUAAUUUCAUUUUCUAACGGCACGCCCUUCAAAACAUCGCACCGCCAAGUUGCAUUCCAUGAACAAGCAAGUCAAACCACUAUUUGGCAUUCUUAAAGUUGGCUUUGAGACGGUACAAUCUACGACAGAGUUUCAGAGUUUUUCUCACUGUUAGCUUUUUGACUCCUCUGCUGGCAACGUUAGCAUUGGAUAACAGCUUGUUGUGACAGCGGUGGCAGACAAUGUAGGUAUAAAGCUUGCGAAUGGCCUAAUGAACGCGGUUAUUAAGAAGCAAGGGAUUGAAUCGAACUCGGCAGGAUUUAUUGUUUUUUUUUCCCUGUGACUUCACAAUGGCUCCAUAAGAAUGCGAGCGGUACGCCUGCAUGUCCACAAUUCCUCUACGAUAACGUUUUUUUUCUUUUUGUUCUUUUUUUAGAGUCGUUCACGCAUAGCUAAACAAAUUCAACCGGAAGAACUUUUUCUUCUGUUUUCUUCAGGUCAUGCAAGAUUUUGUGAGCCUAGAGCGGUAGGGACGAUCUCAUCUCCUACGUGCCUGCAUCAUUCAUAAAGCCGGUGUCUCCUCACCCUCUGUCGCUUUCCUGACUUUUUGAACUUUUGAAGCAUCCUUUCAGGAAACGACGGCAAUGACGGUGAGAGCACCCAGCGUCAGUUAGACGCGAGACCUGACUAUAGAAGGCCAGCUAGAGCGUUCGAGAAUGAACCUUUGUCAGAGCAUUGUUCUGUGCGAAUAAGCGGUUUUCAAAAAAAAGAAAGGAAUCCCAGGUAGAUGUGCAAACGAUUAUUUUCCUCUUUCCUAUUAAAAGCUUGGUAAUAAAAGAGUCUUUAAGUUCUUGAUGGGCAGUGCGAUCGAAGAAGAAUCAUUACCUCGUGUUGAAUACAGAGCGCCGUGAGUAAUCUGUUCUUUUUAGAACGUGCAAAAUGGUCAAGCGGCAAAGGAAGAUCCGUUGUUUCCUAUUGUUGUACCCAUUUUUCUUUCAUGAUUUUGGCUUCUAGCGCGAAGUGAAACACGGACACAGAAAGGAGCAGACAGGUCGAGCGCUAGAAGCGUUUCACUUCGCGCUAGAAGCCAAAAUCAUGUUACCGUACCAACUCACCCAACUGUCUAUCCUUUUGCAUUUUUCUUUCGCAAGUAAUAUAAGACGUUGACUAAAGAAUGCAGGACAUGGCCGCACUUUCAUAACUGAAGCAUUACAUCAGCGUGCGAUUUUUCCUGACCGUGCCUAACGUCGUCGCUAUACACGUAAAUGAGCGCGAAUUCAUAUUUUUUUUUAUAUGUGAUUCGGCUAGGAUAGAAUCUUUUAUCUGUAUAUGAGUAGUAGCUAGCGCCGCAAACGUAGCGCCAUUGAAGCUGCUAAGUAAAGGGUUUUGAGAGCAUUCUUACAGUGGGCCUAAUGGUCAUUCAGGAGUUACCGCGAGUUCUUGCUUAGAAAACUUCAUUGUUUUCUUCAACGCGCUAUGCCAAUAGCACUUUAUCAUGUGUUCUAAAUGUGCUGGUCACAUUCGCACUUGUCUAUUUAGGCUGUCGUGAUGGCUAAUGCGAAGGAUGUGAUCGAUUUUUAACUUGUCACUGUGAACUUCUCAAAGUCAAUAUUUGUAGACGAAGAGUAUUCAGCAGCUACCCAGCACAUGUUGGGACACGUGGGAAAAAAAUUGUACAACUGAUAAUUGACCCACUGAAGGCCGCUCCUUGAAUUUAAACUUAUUUUGAUGGAAGACCCCUGCAUCCCAUGGGGAUUUCUCAUAGAGGUUCAUUCAUUUUCACGUUUUCUUUUCAAUGCAUGUGCGUUCGACUUGGAUUUCACAGUACAUGCGUGCUAAAAGACUUAUGUAAUACGCAGUGGCUAGAACGUUAUCAGAAAAAUCAACACUUUGCUAGAUUUUAGCGCCACCGCACGAAGCUCUGGUCCCGGAAAAAAAUUACGCGAUGUUGCAGGAGUCAUGGGCUGGUGUAAGGACAUUCGUUAUUGAUAACAUAUUGCCACAUGUCCUGCCAUCCUGACCAUAGUUGUUGUUGUCCUCCCCGUAUAUUUAUACGCAAGCACUCAUGAGUCCUGAAUUUCAUGCCGUUGUCUGUACUGAGGGUCUAUGUAUAGCGCACGCUGCUUCAACGUGGUAUUUGCUACUAAAGUGCGAUGUACGAGCUUCAGCUUUCUCCGAGGCGACGCGUUUUUAUUUGCAGAUUAUUUCCUUGCCGCCCUUAGCCUUGGACAUCGGGUGUAGCGAGAACCGAAUGAUUGCCGAGACUAAGGUUUUCGACGCAAAAUGUCAAAUAGAAGCAAAAGAAACACACAAACAGAGAUGAGAACUCCGUGCUCUCGUUGCUGUUUGUGUGUCUCGCCUGUUUCUUUUGUCAAUUCUUGCGUUUGCGAACGCGGGUCUCAGCGAGAACAAAAUUGUCGAAAACCGAGAUAUGAGACUUUUCAUUGGUGUCUUCCAUUUGAGGAAACGAUUGCCGUUGCACAACGCUUUGAGGUGAAUGCGAAACACUGCGCGCUGAAACAAUGUGUGGUGCCUAUUUUAUUGGUUCUUCCUUGUGCAGCCGAGUAGUCUGCACCCUCGACUAAAAGAAGUAGACACA